Molecule: messenger RNA, 844 nt
Organism: Medioppia subpectinata
Lineage: Eukaryota; Metazoa; Arthropoda; Arachnida; Sarcoptiformes; Oppiidae
Source: the annotation of a GenBank genome assembly
AUAAAUAGAAAUUAUUCAUAAAAGCAGAUAUUUUGAUGCAUAUAUUGAUUACCGGCCGCGUAAAACAUUAUGCGCGCACAUGUGUUAGCACACCGUUAGCACAGAAUAUGUAAUUACAUACCAGUGCUGAGCAUUUUUCAAGGCAUUCAACAAUUAUAUCCAACUCACAAACACAUAGACACACAGACCUACCAGUCCUUGAUCUUGGCAUUUAUGCGAUAAUAAUAAUAUAAGGGGCGAUAUUGUGUGUUAUAUUGAUGCAAAUACUUUGCUAUUAGACCAAAGGAUAAAACUUUACCGUUGCAUAUAAUUUUUAUCAGUGAUAAUAAUGGCGUUCAGUAAUCAAAAGACAUUAACAGCGGUGAAGAUCGGUCUGGAAGUGCUGUAUGUGUUGGCAAUCAUUGGCUGUAUAUUUUUGAUAGUGGUUUGCGGUAUAGCGUUGGCCGCCAGCGAUAAGGACCGACAGGAAAACAAUAUUAAUAAAGACCAAGUGACCGCCGCACUGGUCAUCGCGGCGUUAGGGUUAGUAAUAUCUAUCGUGGGUUUGGUGGGCAUUGUCAAGGAAAACAAAUGCAUCGUGAUCGUUUUGCUGGUGCUGGUCGUCAUCGGUAUUAUAUCAAACUUUGUCUACAAAGAGUUUGGGUCCGCCCUAUGGGGUAUAGUGUGCGCUGUGUUGACAGCCAUUUAUUUGUACUUGAUCAUUCAGAAAGAUAAGGAGACAGGCCCUACAGAAGCUCCUAAAGGAGCUUAAUUUAAUAUUUGUUUUAAUAUGCUGAUUUUUAUUGAUUGUUUUGUCUGGAUUUAUAUUUUGCUGCUUUUAUAUUAAUUAUUAUAUAAAUUAUAC